Limulus polyphemus (Atlantic horseshoe crab) is the source of this 1434-nucleotide messenger RNA. RefSeq lists its product as uncharacterized. Lineage: Eukaryota; Metazoa; Arthropoda; Merostomata; Xiphosura; Limulidae. The record is from RefSeq and is a predicted model, not a curated record. The coding region runs from base 129 to 1136 and encodes 335 amino acids. The transcript has 2 exons.
GAAUUUUUCCAGGUAUGCUCGAGCCAUAGUGGACUUGUCUCUCUGACCGUCAGCAUCAAAAGUUCUCAAGAUUUGAAGUGAUAAUCGACAGAGUUAAGUGCUGCCACUAUAAUACAUGCUUGUUAGCAAUGAGCAACUCCAACACGGGCAACCUUCCUCAGCCCACCACUGUCUCAACUGUGGUGCCACGCUCUCCAAGCCGUGAUUCCUUUGCCACGGAUUUGUCUCUAAUGUCUUUGUCUAGUCUUGGUUCUGAGGUAAGCCGAAUGAGGAGCGGUUUAAUGAGAAAUUCAAGAAACGGCGAAGGACCUGAUGAGUCACUAAGACAAAGUCCUCAACCUGCAGAGAUGAUGUGGGGGCGUUCAGGGGCUAGAAGUAGUCGAGGAGCCAGAGGUUGUUUACUUCAAGUUCCUUCGGAGAAGCAUAGACCUGUCACAAAGAGAACAAUAUCAGGGGAAGUGCUUUUCGAAGAAGAGUCUGAGGCGAUCCGUAAUUGCGGGGCACUUUCAUCCCUUUUGGGUCUGAUGAAGAGUUUUAGCACCACGGAUAUAGCACAUGUUACAUCAGAAGAAAAUGAAUCCCUACGACCAAGUACGUCGGAGAUCGCUCUUUGUGACUGGGGACAAUUCGUGUUUUCCAGUACACGUUUGGAUCCCGCUUCUCGUUCCUUGUCCACUUGGGUUGCUGUCGGUGAUGUGGCCUCGUCUUCUUACAUGGCUUCACCACAACCUCAACUCUCACUUGGCGGAGCUACUUAUCCCGUCAUUACUCCAGCCGAGAUGAUCCGUUCUGUCAAUAAGAAGGUUAGACAAAGGUAUAUUCGGCGGAGGGUUUUAUCCACAUACAAAGCUUUAGAGAGGUUAACACAUAGCGAGAUCAAUCUCUUAAAUAAAUCCCAUCAACAAGAUACAACUACUGGAGUUCCUCAAGUACAAAUAUCCACAGACCUUGAUCAUUGUGUACCCAGCGAGGUCCAAAUCCCAUCAUUUGGCAUCAGAGGACCUAAUAGGAAUGUCACCCUCACAGUUAAAGAUAUAGACAAGGAGAAGGGAAGGCCACUAACCAAAUAUGAACGUAACAUGAUGAUAUUUAGUUGGUUGCAGAAUUUAGAAGAAAACAGCUUUGAAGUAAGUUAAUGUAGAACAGAUAUAUAUAUACAUUUCUUUUGUCUUCAAAACGAGCUUCGAAAUGUAUUUCUGCAACUGUACCUCUUUUCAAUAUGUAUUUUCUGCAAGUUUAUCAUUGUAACCAGAAGAAAUGUGGGGAAAAUGUCGGAUUCCACUUGUUUCGCUUUAAGUCUUUAUUGUACAUUAUCAUCUAACACUGUCUUACAAUUGUUUGUACUUACGUAAGCCUAUUUUGGCAAGAUUUUGAGAUGAAAAUAAAAAUCACGACACCAUCGUUUCACGUGCACAAUAAAUUUGUAUAAAAUUU